AUGAAUGAACAGCUGCCUCUGUUGAUCCAAGGAUUCCGGGGAUCUGAGACAAACCAGGACAGCCCUACAGCCCAGCUACAACUGAUCAAUGCCAGCAAGGAAUUUAUACAGCCUGCCAGUCAGCUGGUAUCCGCUGCAAACACCGCAGCCCCAACAGUUGGAGAUCAAGCCGCAAGCAUGAACAUGAACCAGACAGUGAAGACAAUGACCACCGCGCUCGCGGAGCUGAGAACCGCCUCAGGGAAGGCAGUGGAGAUGUGCAUCUCACUGGAGGUUGACACUGCGCUUGAUCAGCUGACCGAACUCGACCGCGAGCUGGAGGAGUACCGCAGAGCCGCCGACAGCGGUAACCUUGUGUCACUACCCGGUGAAACGGUGGAGGCGUCGGCCAUGAAACUUGGCUCCACCUCUAAGGACGUGGGAUCGGCGAUGGCUCAGCUACUGACGGCUGCCUCUCAAGGCAAUGAAAAUUACUUGGGUGUAGCAGCCAGGGACACCGCGAACGCCCUCCGCGUGCUGACAGAAGCCACACGCGGUGUCGCCUCAACCUCAGAAGACAUCAAGGUCAGACGGCAAGUGAUCGACAGCGCCCGUGACGUCAUCGACAAGUCGACGCAUCUACUGGAGGAGACGAAGCGAGCCAUGAACGACCCAGAAAACCCUGAGAACCAGGCUAGACUUAACCAGGUGGCCAAGGCUGUGUCGAGUGCGCUCAACAGCUGUGUGAACGCCCUUCCCAGACAGAGAGACGUGGAUAACGCCAUCAGACAGAUCACAGACUCGAGCCAGGAGCUGGCGUCCACCAAGUACCCGAGCACAGACCGCACGUUCCAGGAGAUCCAUAUCGAGAACAACAACGCCGCUGUCAAUCUCAACCAGGCCGCCAGUGACAUCGUCACCGCAUCUCGUGGCACACCCAAACAACUUGCCGAGUCAUCUCGCGAGUACAGCUCGUCUUACUCAGAGUUCAUCAAAUCUGGACUCACCAUGGCAGGUCUGUCCAAGGAUGGAGACACACAGAACCAGAUUGUGGGCGGACUGAAGAACGUCUCCAUGGUUUCCAGUAAACUGCUGCUGGCCGCCAAGUCUGUGUCGGCCGAUCCAAACGCUCCCAACACCAAGAAUCUGCUCUCGCAGGCCGCCAGACAGAUACAGGUCAGUAACACCCUCCAAUGUGUAUGUAGUUUAUAUAACCAAGGGCAGAAGGAGUGUGAUAACGCCCUCAGACAGAUACAGAUGAUGAAAUCUAUGCUGGAGAGUGCCAAUGAGCCAGUGACCGACCUGUCGUAUUUCGAAUGUCUGGACUCCGUCAUGGAGAAAUCUAAGGUAGGUAACUCAUUCCUCGCCUGUAUCACAAUGUCUGUGGCGCGGAGAGUGAACUCUCAGAAUGUAUCCAAGAACUAAGUCGCAUGAUGCCUGACUGUCGGAGUAGAAAGUGAUGCUUUAUCAGUUUUUGACUUUUUUGUGUAGAGAAUGAAUCUGUGAAAAUCUCUUUGUCUUGUAUAUAGAAUGAAGUUAAGGUUUGUUUUCAUUCGUCUUCAUGUUACUUACAAACCUUUGCAAUAAAAAUUCAUAUCUUUGUUAA
Molecule: messenger RNA, 1585 nt
Organism: Magallana angulata
Lineage: Eukaryota; Metazoa; Mollusca; Bivalvia; Ostreida; Ostreidae
Product: talin-2-like
Exons: 8
Coding region: 1-1404 (467 amino acids)
Biological process (GO): cell-cell adhesion
Cellular component (GO): plasma membrane; focal adhesion
Molecular function (GO): integrin binding; actin filament binding
Source: RefSeq, a predicted model, not a curated record